GUGGUGCGACUUGAUGGGCGGGUUCCAGUGCGGGGGACACGACGAACAAGAUGACUAAAAAGAAGCGGGAGAAUCUCGGCGUCGCUCAGGAGAUUGAUGGGCUUGAGGAGAAGCUGUCUAAGUGUCGGAAGGACCUGGAGGCUGUGACCUCCCAGCUCUACAGGACAGAACUGAGUCCUGAGGACAGGAGGUCUCUGGAGAAGGAGAAAACCACACUCAUGAGCAAAGCCUCCAAGUAUGAGAAGGAGCUAAAGCUGCUUCGGCAAGAGAAUCGGAAGAACAUGCUACUCUCAGUGGCCAUCUUCAUCCUCCUCGCCCUACUUUAUGCCCACUGGACUAUGUGAGUCAGCCAUCCUCAGCCGUGCAGGUUUCCUUCCACUCCCUACUCAGGGACCAAGCAACCUUUGAAGGUCAAGAUGGAGGGCCUCUUCCCCAUGGGUGCCCAGCAGCUGUAGCGGCAGGGCAUGGCACUGCCUUCUCCUAUUGCUCAGGAGAAGGGCAAUAAAGAGCACCAAGCUCUGUUGUCUA
This is a messenger RNA of Phodopus roborovskii (desert hamster), 528 nucleotides long. It is a transcript of the gene Ccdc167, whose product is annotated as coiled-coil domain containing 167. The coding region runs from base 51 to 344 and encodes 97 amino acids. The transcript has 4 exons. NCBI's taxonomy places the organism in Eukaryota, Metazoa, Chordata, Mammalia, Rodentia, Cricetidae. The record is from RefSeq and is a predicted model, not a curated record.